GUAGUAGUAGUAGUAGCAGCUCACUGGGAGCUGCAGCAGGUCCUGGAUGUGACCUGAUUUGUUCGAUGUGAUGUGUUCAGUGAAGUGUCGCCUCUCUGGGGAACCUUUGGUGUAUAAUUCAGCGAUUGUGGUGCAUGCAGAGGAUUCACUGUUUUGUUUUUGUUGAAGGAAAACUGAGGUCCAUUAAGGAUUUUGGGUGGGCAUUUUAUGUUUAUUUUGACAUCAAAGCACAUCUGAGGAGAGACUCUUGAUUGUCCUGGACUGUCUCAUGAUGACUAAUCCAGAGCACUUUAAUUGGUUGAAAGAAACCAUCAGUUUGUUUCCAGGUUUGCCCGUGUUUUCCAGCAUGUUUGGGAAGAAGAAGAAACGGCUGGAGAUCUCCGCUCCGUCUAACUUCGAGCACCGGGUCCACACGGGCUUCGACCCGCGGGAGCAGAAGUUCACAGGGCUUCCACAGCAAUGGCAGAGCCUCCUGGCAGACACUGCCAACCGCCCCAAGCCCAUGGUGGACCCCUCUUACAUCACCCCCAUCCAGUUGGCACCAAUGAAGAUAUCUCCCAAGAAAGUCCGGUCUUCCGAAACGCCGUUGCCCAAAACAAUUGUUCGAGGUAACCGGCCGCCCAAAGACGCAUCCAUCAACGGCCUGCUAGAAGAGUUUGACAACAUCUCAGUGACGCGGUCCAACUCCCUGCGUAAAGAGAGUCCCCCGGGUCCCCACCAGGCCGGGAGCAGCUCCAAACCCUCAGGCAGUGGUCGACCCGGCGCCCCAGAGGAAAAUGGAUUCAAUCACUACUACUCCCGCUACUCCUGUGACUUAGACACAUCCAGCAGGGACUUCUCUCUGGAUCCUGGCAAACCAAGCUUCUCCAUAGACGGAGACUGGGCAGUGGGGCGGCACUAUCGAUUCACCAAGCAGAAUGGCCACUCACACCCAAUACGCAGCCCUUUCUACCCAGACGCCAUGCCCCAAAAAUCAGACUAUGGAAAGUUGCCCCCGGACUACCACACCUACCUGGAGAGCAAAGGGCGGUCAGCCGAUGAGGUGGCCUCCACUGUGGGCAGUGGGGUCGGCUCCAGUGGCUACUACCGGGCGUCAGUGGGUGGCUCGUCCAGCCAGGACUACCGGGACACAUCAGUCGGCACACCAUCCCGCGCCUCACUGCACAGUGAGCAGAUCAACUACCCAGACAGUGAGUGGAGCUACGGCGGUCUACGGGACGAAUAUGAAAAGAGACCCAAGAGUUCUUACGUGACGCAGACGAGCCCUACACCAGCUAUCAGGCAGCGAUCUCGGUCAGGCUCUGGGCUGCAGGAGCCAAAUGUCCCCUAUGCAGCCAGCGGGGCUUUCAAGAACCCUCCACAGGCCCAUCCAUACAGCUCCUACACCUACCCUCGUCUCUCGGAGAGUCUCGCUAAUUCACAGACCUUAACUAAGGGUGACUACGAGCGGCCUUCACGUGAUGGCAGUCCCCAGGUUACGGGUGGCGACACCUAUCCCAGAGGGCCUCUUAAGCUACCUCAGAGCCACAGCAAGCCACCUGGCUACCCUCCAGUACACCUGCCCUACCCGCCGAUGUUCCACCAUUACAAACCCUCGCCCUACCACCAUCCGCCCUCGCAGCCGAGCCCACCGUACACCCCGCAGGGGGCCUACUCACAGCCUUCAUCACCUUACAUUCCCCCGGGGGCUUAUCCCCCUCCUUCCUGGGGGUCAAGCUCAGACACUCAGCCCUCCAGAGUUUCCCAUGAGCAGUUCAGAGCUGCUCUCCAACUGGUGGUCAACCCAGGCGACCCUCGGGAAUACCUGGACAGCUUUAUCAAGAUUGGCGAGGGCUCCACGGGUAUCGUGUGCAUCGCCAGUGAGAAACACAGUGGCAAGCAGGUGGCUGUGAAGAAGAUGGACCUCAGGAAACAGCAGAGGAGAGAGCUGCUUUUUAAUGAGGUGGUGAUAAUGAGGGACUACCAUCAUGAGAACGUGGUGGACAUGUACAACAGCUACCUGGUGGGUGACGAGCUGUGGGUCGUCAUGGAGUUCCUGGAGGGCGGAGCACUCACUGACAUUGUGACUCACACCAGGAUGAACGAGGAGCAGAUUGCUACGGUGUGUCUGUCAGUGCUGAGGGCUCUGUCAUACCUGCACACACAGGGCGUCAUCCACCGCGACAUCAAGAGCGACUCCAUUCUCCUGACCAGUGAUGGAAGGAUCAAACUGUCAGACUUUGGCUUUUGUGCACAAGUUUCCAAAGAGGUGCCCAAAAGGAAGUCCCUCGUGGGCACGCCGUACUGGAUGGCACCAGAAGUCAUUUCUAGACUACCUUAUGGGACGGAGGUGGAUAUCUGGUCUUUAGGUAUCAUGGUGAUUGAGAUGGUGGAUGGAGAGCCACCUUACUUUAACGAGCCCCCUCUGCAGGCCAUGAGGAGGAUACGAGACAACCUGCCGCCACGGUUAAAAGAAUCACACAAGGUGUCCUCUGUGCUGCGAUCUUUCCUGGACCGGAUGCUGGUGAGGGAACCCUCUCAGAGAGCCACGGCCCAGGAACUCCUCCAGCACCCUUUUCUCAAGCUGUCGGGCCCUCCUUCCUGCAUUGUCCCACUCAUGAGACACUACCGCCACCGCUGACCUGGUGGCUCAGACACACCCUUUACAACACUGAAAUCACAUACAUAGCCCACUGUAUACACACACUACCAGGGUGGCACUGCCCUCACCCAGCCGAAACACUCCACCACCUGGUGGUGCGCCACUAACACUCACACCUGUAACCGUGAAGUAGAUUAGCUUGAGGAAUAUCUAAUAAAUACGUAAAAAAAAAAAAAAUACAUGACACAGAAAAGAGGAAAAAAAAUGUGUCUACAACAUUUGAAAAAUACAAACUGGAGUAGGUCUGUGCAAGAAGAACUCAGUAGACAUCCAGUAGAAACGUAAGGGCUGGCUCACCCUGCUGCAGUCUUCUCUCCUUAUAGACUGUGAGUGUCCGGCUCCAUGUAGAGUUGUAGUAGCUGUCAGUGAGAGCCUCAGAUGUUUGUGGCGAGGUGGAGAAACACGGAGGACUGAUGCUCUGCUCCAGACCAGAGCAACAGAGGGCAGAACAGUCGGCUUAGAGCAGAGAGAAAGAGGAAAAAAGCGAUGGGCACUGACUGUCAUACAGGUGCUGCGUUGUCAGUCCAUCUGAAGGACAGGCUCCUGUUCAGCUGAGCAGAUGGAGACGUCUUCUCACACGCUAACAGUGAAAAUGUAUUUUAGAGAAACUUGUAAGUUUUCCUGUACAGUUUUGAUAAUUUGCAGUAUUUUAUCGUGUCGUAACCAUUGUGAUAUGAGCAGUAUUAAACAGAGUUUCUGCAGA
Solea senegalensis (Senegalese sole) is the source of this 3344-nucleotide messenger RNA. RefSeq names its product p21 protein (Cdc42/Rac)-activated kinase 5 (gene pak5). The transcript has 12 exons. Gene Ontology annotation, cellular component: cytoplasm. Gene Ontology annotation, molecular function: protein serine/threonine kinase activity; ATP binding. The record is from RefSeq and is a predicted model, not a curated record. NCBI's taxonomy places the organism in Eukaryota, Metazoa, Chordata, Actinopteri, Pleuronectiformes, Soleidae. Gene Ontology annotation, biological process: regulation of MAPK cascade; protein phosphorylation; apoptotic process. Bases 269 to 2620 code for a protein of 783 amino acids.